This is a messenger RNA of Pipistrellus kuhlii (Kuhl's pipistrelle), 3272 nucleotides long. RefSeq names its product leucine rich repeat LGI family member 3 (gene LGI3). Gene Ontology annotation, molecular function: protein binding. Gene Ontology annotation, biological process: regulation of exocytosis. The record is from RefSeq and is a predicted model, not a curated record. Bases 332 to 1978 code for a protein of 548 amino acids. Gene Ontology annotation, cellular component: synaptic vesicle. The transcript is spliced from 8 exons. NCBI's taxonomy places the organism in Eukaryota, Metazoa, Chordata, Mammalia, Chiroptera, Vespertilionidae.
GCAGAUGGCCCAGGGAGAGCCAGCAGGGGAUGCAGCACAAAGCAGCCAGGGCCGCAACCACUCCCUGCUCUGGCUGCUCCCAGCCGGACUCCCCCUCCGCCCUGCGCGCCCCCGCCGCCGCCGCCGCAGUCCGCGGCCGCCACAGCGCCUGCAGGUCCGCUCUGCGCGCAUCCAUCGGAGUUGAUUCCCGGGAGCGAGCGAGCGGGGCUGGGGGAGUCCGCUCCGCGCAGCGGCAGACCGGCCCCUCGCUGCCAGGUGGAUCCAGCCCGCAGGGUGACAGAGAGCGGCGGGGCAGAGCAGCCGGUGGCCGGAGGCAGAGCUUGCAGGCAGCAUGGCGGGGCUGCGCCUCAGGCGGGGCUCCGGGCUCAGGCUGCUGGCGCUGUCCGCGCUCGGAUGCUGCCUGAUGCUGCAAGUCACUGCCAAGAGGCCUCCCAAAGCGCCCCCCUGCCCACCCAGCUGCUCUUGCACCAGGGACACGGCCUUCUGCGUGGACUCUAAGGCAGUGCCCAGGAACCUGCCGGCCGAGGUCAUCUCUCUGACGCUGGUGAACGCUGCCUUCUCGGAGAUCCAGGACGGAGCAUUUUCCCACCUGCCGCUGCUGCAGUUCCUGUUACUCAAUUCCAACAAGUUUACACUGAUCGGAGACAACGCCUUCACAGGACUGUCGCACCUGCAGUACCUCUUCAUUGAGAACAACGACAUCUGGGCACUAUCCAAGUUUACUUUCCGAGGACUCAAGUCUUUAACACACCUCUCAUUGGCCAACAAUAACCUGCAGACGCUGCCUAGAGACAUCUUCCGGCCCCUGGACAUCCUGAGCGACUUGGACCUGCGGGGCAACUCGCUCAACUGCGACUGCAAGGUGAAGUGGCUGGUGGAGUGGCUGGCGCACACCAACACCACGGUAGCCCCCAUCUACUGCGCCAGCCCGCCCCGCUUCCAGGAGCACAAGGUGCAGGAUUUGCCCCUGCGGGAGUUCGACUGCGUCACCACAGACUUCGUGCUGUACCAGACCCUGUCCUUCCCAGCAGUGUCAGCUGAGCCCUUCUUUUACUCCAGCGACCUCUACGUGGCCCUGGCCCAGCCCGGGGCCAGCGCUUGCACUGUCCUCAAGUGGGACUAUGUUGAACGGCAGCUUCGAGAUUAUGACAGAAUCCCAGCUCCCUCAGCCGUGCACUGCAAGCCCAUGGUGGUGGACAGCCAGCUGUACGUGGUGGUGGCCCAGCUGUUUGGCGGCUCCUACAUUUACCACUGGGACCCCAACACCACGCGCUUCACCAAGCUGCAGGACAUCGACCCGCAGCGUGUGCGCAAGCCCAACGACCUGGAGGCCUUUCGCAUCGACGGCGACUGGUACUUUGCCGUGGCCGACAGCUCCAAGGCGGGCGCCACCAGCCUCUACCGCUGGCACCAGAACGGCUUCUACUCCCACCAGGCCCUGCAUGCCUGGCACCGCGAUACCGACCUGGAGUUUGUGGACGGUGAGGGCAAGCCCCGGCUGAUCGUGUCCAGCAGCUCCCAGGCGCCAGUCAUCUAUCAGUGGAGUCGCAACCAGAAGCAGUUCGUGGCCCAGGGGGAGGUGACGCAGGUGCCCGAUGCCCAGGCUGUGAAACACUUCCGUGCCGGGCGCGACAGCUACCUGUGCCUCAGCCGCUACAUCGGGGACUCCAAGAUCCUGCGCUGGGAGGGCACCCGCUUCUCGGAGGUGCAGGCCCUGCCCUCCCGCGGCUCCAUGGCCCUGCAGCCCUUCCUCGUCGGUGGCCGCCGCUACCUGGCGCUGGGCAGCGACUUCUCCUUCACCCAGAUCUACCAGUGGGAUGAGGGGCGGGAGAAGUUCGUGCGGUUCCAGGAGCUGGCUGUGCAGGCCCCUCGGGCCUUCUGCUACAUGCUUGCCGGGGACGCCCAGCUGCUCCUGGCCCCCAGCUUCAAGGGACAGACGCUUGUGUACCGACACGUCGUGGUGGAUCUUAGUGCCUAGCGGGGUGCCGAGGCCCCUGGAUUGGGGGCUGAGGAAAGGGAGGGGGGCGGUCUGUGUGAGCAACGUGGGUGCCUGGCUGUGUGGAGACACGUGUAGCUAACCUCCUGCACACACACUCCUGGUGAGCACGGGCACCACACGGACUGGCCCCGGGAGCCGGUCAUCAUCGUCAUUAGCAUGGGGACUUGUAUAUGCACCUGGCAAGCCAGUUACCGGGACCCUCCUGUCUGUGGGCACCUGUGGGUCCCACACCCCAUCGGCAGGCCCCGCUGGAUCUGCUGCCUUCCGCAAGCUCUGGCGUGGGGAGGGGGAGGGAUGCUGGAAGGGAGGGUCUUGGGCUGAUGCGUCUGACCCUCUGGUCUCCCCUGUUGGUGCUCCAGGGGCCUGCUUAACCUGCUCACACCCCACAUUGCAGCCACAGCGACACCCUUUCCACUGCGGGCACACUCCCGCGCCCUCCCCUCCUCCUGCACGUACAUGUGGGGUCUGGCCCACACCCUCAGCCACACGCACACACGCCUGUCCACACCCCUGUCUCCCUGUGCACACAUGCAGAUCCAGCUCUGCCCAAAGGAACCCGGCCCGCCUCCAUUACCUCCUCUCCUCUUGGAGAGGGCACACGACCGCCCUCUGCUCAUCGCUGGUAAGGAUGGGAGGGCCCCAGCUUGACCUCCUGGGGGGCAAAGCCCCUCUGCCCAAAGCAAUAACAACAGCAACCCUAGCAAACCCUGACUCUGGCUCUUUUCUCACUGGGGUUUUCUUCUCUGACCCUGUCCCCACGGAGGGCAGACUUCCCAGACAGAAGCCUUCCUGCUUUUCUUUCCUGUAGCUGCCCCAGCCUCAGACACCCACCCUGCCCCACGUUCAGCCCCUCCUUUGCAGGACGCGGACCCUGAGCUGUGCUGGACCCUUUGUCUAAGACCCAGAGCUGGCCAGGCCAGCGACCCUGCAAGCACUCCAAUCAUCUGGGCAGGUUCCGGGAGUAGAGCCGGGCUGGAGAGCAUCUUGGGGGCUCUGGCCACAGAUGCACACGCCAGGGGCACUGCCUUUCAGGGCAAACUGGGUGGUAGAGGUCUGAGGGCCUGCCCAGUGGUGUGGCACCUGGGAGCCAAGCUUCUGCUGCCCCCUGCUGUGUGCUGGGGAUAGAGCUGUGAGGCAGUGUGCUGGGGAUAGACGGUAGGGGGCGGUGGAGAAAGCACGGGGAGGGGCUGCUGGUGGCAGGAUGCCAGGGCUGGGGGAUACUUGGGGCAAUGCUAGAAUACACUUGCUUUAAAUAAAAAGUUCCCACCCCAUG